GUGGAGCUUUGUACCAGCCCGUGACGAUGGUGACGUCGCAGGGCCAGGUCCUCGCCCAAGCCAUCGCCCCCGGCGCCCUGCCCAUCCCCAACGCCCAGGUUAACCUGGAUCUCACCUCCCUCCUCGACGGCGAGGACAAGAAGUCCAAGAACAAGCGGGGUGUCCUGCCCAAACACGCCACCAACAUCAUGCGCUCAUGGCUCUUCCAGCAUCUCAUGCACCCCUACCCCACGGAGGACGAGAAGAGACAAAUCGCUGCCCAAACCAACCUCACCCUCUUGCAAGUCAACAACUGGUUCAUCAACGCCCGGCGGCGCACCCAGCAGAUACACGACACCAGCAACCCCGCCCCGGCCCCCAAAGCCAAGAAGAUCAAAUCUCAGCACCGGCCCACCCAACGUUUUUGGCCCAACUCCAUCGCUGCGGGGGUCCUGCAGCAGCAGGGCGGCAACUCGGGGACAAAUCCUGACGGCUCGCUCAGCAUGGACAACCUGCAACCCCUCUCGUCGGCCACGGCCACCAUGGCCAUGCAGCAGGCCAUGCUGGCCGCCCACGACGACUCCCUCGACGGCACCGAGGAAGAGGAGGAGGAGGAGGAGGAGGACGAGGAGGAGAUGGAGGAGGAGGAGGAAGAGGAGGACGAGCUGGAGGAAGAGCCCGGCGGGGCGCCCACCGCUGACCUCGGCUUGGACCACAGUGACUCGCUGGAGUAG
Molecule: messenger RNA, 713 nt
Organism: Apaloderma vittatum (bar-tailed trogon)
Lineage: Eukaryota; Metazoa; Chordata; Aves; Trogoniformes; Trogonidae
Product: homeobox protein PKNOX2-like
Biological process (GO): regulation of transcription by RNA polymerase II
Molecular function (GO): DNA-binding transcription factor activity, RNA polymerase II-specific; RNA polymerase II cis-regulatory region sequence-specific DNA binding
Source: RefSeq, a predicted model, not a curated record